Molecule: messenger RNA, 4021 nt
Organism: Contarinia nasturtii (swede midge)
Lineage: Eukaryota; Metazoa; Arthropoda; Insecta; Diptera; Cecidomyiidae
Product: retinal homeobox protein Rax
Exons: 6
Coding region: 1675-2751 (358 amino acids)
Biological process (GO): regulation of transcription by RNA polymerase II
Molecular function (GO): RNA polymerase II transcription regulatory region sequence-specific DNA binding; DNA-binding transcription factor activity, RNA polymerase II-specific
Source: RefSeq, a predicted model, not a curated record
GACCCAAAACGGCAAGGAUGCAACUCGUUUGAAAUUCACAGCAUUUUAAUAGAGUCAACUCAGUUGAAUGAACAGCACACACUUUCAGAGAGAGAAACAACAAAUCGACUACUAAAACGCAUCGCACAUCAGUGACAAGCACACAUAAAGGACGAAAUCGGUGAUGAGAAAAUCAUCUCAUAUUUUUCCACAAUAAAAGUGUAUUUUGUGUGUUCGAUAGUUGACUUGGUUUUUUUUUUUCAUUUCGGCAACGAAUUCGAAUAUUGAUGUUCGAACGAUUCGACUCAUAACAACGUGUAUGUAUUACAAGUCUCCGGCGUAUUGUUAAUCAUUUUUGACAAUUCAAUUUGAACACAAUCGAUCGAUGUGAUUGAAAAGUUUUGCAAAAGCAUUUUAACAAUCAGCACAUGGAUAGUUCUAAUUGAAUAUUUUGCGGUUCUGUCAAAUAAUACACAUAAAAUUUCUACAUGAACCAUAGACGACAACAAGACAGUGACAACGAAGAAGAGAAGAUGCUGAUAGCAAUCGUUUACCACGUUUAAAUUGUGAAUUAUGCAAAUUGUGUGGAUACUUUGAUUACGCAAUUAAACUAAAAUAAAUUGAUUAUCAUUUAAUUAAAAAGGAAGACAGCCAGUCGGUGUGUAUGUGCGCGAACAGUGAAACGAUACGAGGACAUGAAGAAAAAUAGUGCAAAGUGAGUACAAAAAUAGAGAACAAUUGAAAUUAGAGUAAAUGACAGUGUGACCCAAUGAACUGGAUUCCAAGGCAGAUAUUUUCAAAGAAAAGUUUAAAUAAAAAAAAACACGCAAUUUCCAGUCGAAGAUAAAUAAAAGGAAAAAUGCCGACGCUCUCGACAAAACCACAACCAGAUCAAGAAGAGUGAUAGAAAAAAGUGACACAAAACGAAUUUUCCACUUUUAUUGAAUGUGAUGUGAUUUAAUUUAAUAAAUUUGAAUAAAUUACCAGACGAACAGUUCAACAGUCGAUAGAUUUGGCAUUGUCUACAUACACACAUACAACCGAGAAAUAGAGACAAUAACUUGUGUAUCUGUUUUGCUCUCGACGUACAGACACUUUUUCUAUGUAAACGUGAUAUUUUAAUAAAUUGAAUUGAUGCGUCAAUUGACCUUUGCGUAAAAAGUUUUUUACCAUAUGAAUUACGAAACUAAAGUGGAACUACCAAACACAAUCUAAGUACAAUUCAAAUUUUUUCUUCGUCAGUUUUAGUUUUUUCGCUUUUUCAAUUGCGGCGUGUCUGGCGAAAGUAAAUUUUUAAUUCAAUUUUUUUGUUGUUGCAAAAGACAACAAAUUCUGUUUCGUAACACGUGAUUCGGCAAUUGUUUGUAUUACAGCAGCGUUAAAUAAAGCCUUAAACUGUACUUACCAGCAGAUUUAUUUUCAUCGUUCGACAAGCCAUUCGGUUUACCGGACAAUCAAUCACAAUCGGUCGCUUGUAACGGCAAAUUGGAUUUUAAAACAAAUUGCGUGGCCGGUGGUAGUUGUGGAACAAAUCCAACAUCAACCUCUGGCCAAAACAUUUGCAACAAUUCAUUGAGUCCGUCGUUGGCCGACGGUAGCGUUGCACAACAACAGUUUAACAUAUUUCCGGCAAUUUUUAGCCGUCAAUUGAAUUUUACGGCAGCAGCAGCAGCAAGUGCAUCACAAACAAAACUCAUGGAUGAAUUACGGCCAAAUUUGGUGGGCGGUCUGUUGGGAUUGCAACAAGGUUUGCUCGAAGAUCAUGCAUUGGCACACGGUAAUUUACAGCAUAGUGGACAUCAAGAUUCGAAAUUUAUGUCAUCAUUACAAGAUAAUCGUCUAAUGGGCAUAACGUCACAUGAAAAUCGUCUUUUAGGAUUAUCGCAUGACUUACGUUCGGCCGCCUCAAUUAACAAUUUAGACAAUAGCAAAAAUUCAUCGAUAGUCACGCAUCAGAGUCGAAAAUGUAACAGCACACCGGAAGAUUUUAGUGCAUUAUACGGUGGAUUAUCGGCAGCAGGAUUGGGUGAUACAUCGUCACAUCAUCAUACACCGGCUCAUACACCACCGUCACGACACGAUCAUUCCAUUACAGCUGAAGGUGCAUUCAAGAAAUUAAAACCCGAGCCCAAUUCCGGCUUGUCAUCGUUGUCUGGCGGUGUUUCGUCACCAGGAAGUGGAAUCUCAUCGUUACCUCAACAUGCUGGACACACACCGACCACAGCAUCUUGUCCAACGCCAGCCAGACGAAGACAUCGCACUACAUUCACUCAGGAGCAACUAGCUGAACUGGAAUCUGCUUUUGCCAAGUCACAUUAUCCAGAUAUUUACUGCAGGGAAGAGUUGGCCCGAACAACUAAACUGAAUGAGGCUCGAAUACAAGUUUGGUUUCAAAAUCGCCGUGCAAAAUAUCGAAAGCAGGAAAAACAAUUGCAAAAGGCAUUGGCACCAUCGGUCAUACCAUCAUGCAAUGGUAUGAUGCGAAAUAUUCAAGGAUACAGCGUAUCAAGAGGCUAUCAGCCAUAUCCACAUCCAAACUCGAUUAAUCGAUAUCCACAAGACUUGUUUCAAAUGGGUGCAACAUCGUAUCCGGGCAUGACACAACCAUUUUCAAUGGGUCACACGUCAAACAUGAGUUCGGUUGGCGUCCGGCAAGAUUCAAUGGGAAUGUCAGCCGAAGACGAAUGGUAUAACAAGAGUUUAUCGGCAUUGCGAAUGAAUUCAUCGCAUCAUCCGAAUUUGUCGGCACCGAUGUUGCAAUAUCAAACAUAAUUAAUGUCGAACGAGGAUAGUAAAAGUAUCGACGAAAACGAUACUUUACUAUACUAGCAAUAAUAUUUAACAACAACAGCAACAACCGAAAAGGCAUCAGAUGCGGCAACAGCAACUGCAUUCAAACACUUACCAGUAUACAACAGUCGACCAGAAGUAUCCAUCCAAUUAGAUUCAUUCAUCUAAGCUGGAAUUUGCAAACAAGCAGAUCGAGAAAAUCUGUUAUUUUGAUGAAAAUAUAUUAAUAUAUAAAUAAAUUUCCAAAGAAGAAGAGGAGGAGAGAGACAGAGGGGGAAGGAGGGAGCGAAGAAAUUGAAUUUAUGCAAUUUUAUCACCAAAAACAAAUUCCAUAAAUAAGAUUUUCGAGUUUUUUUUUUAUUUUAACGAAUAAAUUGAAAGGGAGUGUAAGUGAAGAGAUCGUUGUGUCACACAGUAUUUACAAAUAUUCCAAAGAUUUGUUAGUUUUAGUGUAAAUAUAUUACUUAAGUGGAUGCAGUCUUUUUUUGACGAAACAAAAAUGUUCGGCAAUUUAUAAUUAAAACAAAACGAUACAAGAUAUAGAAAAUAAUAAUUUUGAAUGCAGCUGAAAAGAGAAUAUAUUUUCGUUUGUCAAGAGAAGAAAUUGCUUUUAAGAUGUAACAUUUUUGAUUUGUAACAAAAAUUGAGUUUUUUUUAUUAAUCUUAGAUAAAUUGUUCGAUUCACAUUUUUCCAUCUUCAUUUCCUUAACGAUCACAAAAUUAUGUAAUAACAUGUACGCUGUUCACAUUUUUCUUCGUAAUAUUUCUUGAUCUCUUAAUUCUUUUUUUCUUCGUUUUAGCCAUUUGCCAUCAACAGUUGAUGAAGAUAAAACUUUAAAUGAUUUUUGUAACAAAUAUGAAACCAGAUUUCUAACCAACUUUUAAUGAUAUAAAUAAAAUAAUUAGCGUUAAAUGUAUGAAAAUAAUCCGACAAAAUAAUCUAUGGAAUAAGCAUUGGUAUAUAUAGAAAUGAAUUGUAAAUUGACUUCAAUGACGAUUUGAAAGCACAGUUUCCUUUGCUAUAUUCCAUUAUGGAAUUGUGUGACAUUGUCAACAACAACAAAAAAAUGACCAUUUCAAUAGUGCAUGUAUUUUCCUGAAAAUCAACACGAUCUACAAUUGUCAAAUUCUGAUAAAUCAAUAUCUUAUAAUAAUUCAAAUCGCAUUGCAUCAUCACUAAUUUAACAAAACCAAUAACCAAAUAUUUUUUGUGUGUUCUGUAAAUAUUUGAUGACAAAUGAAAAACAAUGAA